AUGUCUCUUCAAACGCCCCGCGUGCUGCCGCAGCACCUCUCCAACUUCCACCCCAACAAUGCCGCCGCGGGCAACAUACACACCGUCUCCAUCCUGGGCACCGUGAGCGCGAUCAACGGCGAGACAGCAAAGAUCACCUGCGGCACCCACGGAGAUGUGACACUCAUCCUGACACCCGAUGAGAACUUGCAGAUGGGCACACUUGUCGAGGUGGUAGGGAAAGUAACUGAUAUUGAUGGUGGGAUCGGUCUCCGAGUCCUCGAGUCGACGGACUGGGGAAACCCCGCGGAUUGCGAUUACAAGAUCUAUGAGCAUGUGGUUGAUGCCACACACCGUGUUAAGAAUAUCUUCUACAGCACUGAAUAA
Penicillium odoratum is the source of this 366-nucleotide messenger RNA. Its product is annotated as putative ssDNA binding protein Ssb3. Gene Ontology annotation, biological process: double-strand break repair via homologous recombination; mismatch repair; nucleotide-excision repair. Gene Ontology annotation, molecular function: single-stranded DNA binding; damaged DNA binding. NCBI's taxonomy places the organism in Eukaryota, Fungi, Ascomycota, Eurotiomycetes, Eurotiales, Aspergillaceae. Gene Ontology annotation, cellular component: DNA replication factor A complex; site of double-strand break; nucleus. The coding region runs from base 1 to 366 and encodes 121 amino acids. The transcript has 3 exons. The record is from RefSeq and is a predicted model, not a curated record.